UGCCACUCCUCCACAAUCACAAGAACGAACACACUUGCCGGUCUCUACUAUCUUGCCACGCUUACAACAGGUGAUUAAAAUCAGGACACAGUCCCUGAAGUCACCAUACACAUUCCGUUUUCCCAUAAAUACGCAGGCUGUACAGGUGUUGUGGAAUGUGUUCGUACUUACAGUUUGCUCUCUUGCUGCUAGCAUGGCAGGCCCAGGGUUCAUCAACAGCGGUGAAAUACCAGCGGUUCUGCUACUUUGCCGGCUGGGCACGUUACCGUGCCAAUCCCGUGGCCUUCAACCCUGAGGACGUCAGCGUCAACCUGUGCACACACCUGUCUUACGCCUUCGCCGAAAUUGACGCCACCGGAACUAAAAUCAUCCCUGGAGACCCCGCGGACGAUCCAGUGAUGUACAGACGGUUUACGAGCUUGAAGAAACAGGAUCCGAACAUAAAACUGCUUCUUUCUAUUGGGGGAUGGAAUGGGAAGCUGAAAGAAUUCUCUCUUCUGGCAUCAACUGAUAACAACACUAACACCUUCGCAGGAAACGCCAUCAAAUUCUUACGUAGCCGUAAUUUUGACGGCCUUGACGUAGAUUGGGAAUUUCCGGCAACGAGAGGAGGUUCCCCAAGCGACAAACAGCGCUUCACAAGGAUGAUCCAGCUAUUACGUCAAGCUUUUGAAGCCGAAGCAUCUCAGACCGGCAAGGAUAGACUCCUACUGACCGCGGCCCUGUCCCCAACUCCCUAUCAGAUCGGCGUGUCGUACGAGCCUGUCAAACUCGCAAGUAACCUGGAUCUGAUAAACCUGAUGACGUACGACAUGCACGGGGAAUGGGAGGAGCUGAAGACGGCGGCUCACCACUCCUCCCUCUUCGGUUCGCCCACCGACAAGACCAACAACGUCGACUACCUUGCCACGUACUGGGCAAAUCUGGGCAUUCCAAAGGACAAGAUUCUAAUUGGGGUUCCGUUUUAUAGUCGGACGUACACAAUGUCUGGAGGGAGUGUGAGUGGACCUGGCAGGGCUGGAAACUACACCAAAGAGAAUGGGACACUAGCGUAUUAUGAGGUGUGCAAGAUCCUGCAGGACGGCGCCACUGGUCAGCGUAUCGACUCACAGAAGGUCCCCUACCUGGUCAGCAAGGACCAGUGGGUGGGGUAUGAUGACGAGAAGAGUCUGGCGGCGAAGGUCAAAUACGUCAUCGACAACGGCUUUGGCGGCGUGAUGGUGUGGGCCCUGGACAUGGACGACUUCAGCGGCAUCUGUGGCAAAGCUUUCCCUCUCAUGAACGCCGUAAAUCACGCAUUUGGGACUUUGAUUGGAUAAAGAAUAUUCCUACUUUGACGUUUUGUAUAUGAAUAAACUCAUUGAGCUAU
Messenger RNA from Haliotis rubra (blacklip abalone), 1369 nucleotides. RefSeq names its product chitotriosidase-1-like. Gene Ontology annotation, biological process: chitin catabolic process; carbohydrate metabolic process. Bases 156 to 1319 code for a protein of 387 amino acids. Gene Ontology annotation, cellular component: extracellular region. Lineage: Eukaryota; Metazoa; Mollusca; Gastropoda; Lepetellida; Haliotidae. The transcript is spliced from 9 exons. Gene Ontology annotation, molecular function: chitin binding; chitinase activity. The record is from RefSeq and is a predicted model, not a curated record.